This is a messenger RNA of Acanthosepion pharaonis, 624 nucleotides long. Lineage: Eukaryota; Metazoa; Mollusca; Cephalopoda; Sepiida; Sepiidae. The record is from the annotation of a GenBank genome assembly.
AUGCUCUUCCACUCCUCAAUAACGACGUUGCGGAGCGGUCUUUUCUUUCUUUCUUUCUUUCUUUCUUUCUUUCUUUCUUUUCCCUUUCAUUCUUUGUUUAAGGGCUUGGUGACAGUUGAAACUGAUUUCUUUCUCCUUCUCCUUCAUCUCGGCGUGGCAUCCUUCGAGAUAUUUUCUUCCUCUCUUUCUUUUUCCCAUAACUGUCUUCUGUCUCGCUUUCACCUCGAUGCCGCGGCAUUCCGCAUAUGUCGUCAAACGAGUCCAUCUGUUCCACUCGGAGAUGAAUUAUUUUCUUCCCGUAAUUUCGCGAACACGUCUUUUCAGCCUUUGGGCCUGGACACAACUCUUGUAUAUUUCGCAAACUCGUCUUUUCGGCACUUAGACCUGGACAUGUUUUGCGAGCACGUCUUUUCAGCCCUUAGACCUGGACAAAUUUCACGAUCACGUCUUUUCAGCCCUUACACCUGGACAAGUUUUGCGAACACGUCUUUUCAGCCCUUAGACCUGGACAAAUUUCGGGAUCACGUCUUUUCGGCCCUUAGACCUGGACAAGUUUUGCGAUCACGUCUUUUCGGCCCUUACACCUGGACAAGUUUUGCGAACACGUCUUUUUUCAGCACUUAG